AUGACCUUCAGUCCAUUUCAUCGAUGGCGCCCGGUGACCGCACGGUACUUGAGUAAUACAGCGUCUCGUUCGGCAAUGCCCGUCGUCAUUGUCGCCUUGCUCAAAUCGAGCGCCUUCACUUCAGCGCUGCAAGUCGCAUCAAAGACUGCACUGUCACUCUUCCCGCUUGCAAAGUUUGGUAUCCAGCGCGGUCCGAAGAAGACACUGGUCUAUUGGAUCUUGCUCACGCCCUUUGCACUCAUGCUCGUCGCCGUUCUAGCUGCGGCAGAACAGACGCCCAUAACCGGUCGCUGGCGAACUUUGUACAUCUCUGACGAAGAGAAGAGGGCGCUCCAGCAGACUGUCCUGCCGCCUGGCUCGGCAACUCACGAACAGUGGAAACCUAUCGUCGAUCAACUUCUCGCACGCUCUGAGCCUCUCCGUUCUUCAGACGAUCACUCGAACGAGCAGAGACCAUGUAGAAUCAUACCGGAGUCAGAUUGGAGGUAUAUCUGGUUGAAAGAUACACUGGGUAAAUUGCAGCUAGGCGUCAAUGCUCUCGCGACCGAAACGCUACUCGCGCCUGAUGAUUUGCAACAACCGCUGCCGAAGAUGCCAUUCGAUCCGGACAAUGCGAGAGCAGAGUACGAUGUCUUGCUGGUGGAGAAAGACGACGUCAAUGCGUUUGCGUUCGGUAUCGGCAACAGGGGCGUCAUCAUCGUUUUCUCAGGUCUCGUCGAUUAUAUCACUCACCGGCAUGCAUCCGAACGAGUCAGAGCUCCUCCUACACAGCCUGUUGCAGCAAGCCAGAUGGAGACCAGAUGGAUACAUGGCCUCUUUGGCGGCCUGUUCAAUUCUCUCCAUCCCACUGAUCUCACUACGCAAGCUACUCCAUCCGCGCCCACCCAAAAGUAUGAGCCGACCUUAGCAGAAACAAAGUCGAUGGCAAUCUUACUCUCGCACGAGCUAAGCCAUCUCAUACUUGAUCAUACGAUCGAAGCCUAUUCUACCAUGAAGCAUCUGUGGCCGUCUGUAAGGCACGCAGCAGUUGAUAUAACGAGGACGAUCCUCUAUCCCUUCACGGCUCUCUUCGGGCCAUUCGUCAAUGACGCCGUCAAAGCCACUCUUGAUGAAUUUUGGGGAGUCAAUGCUGCAAGAUCAGAAUCCGAUCGGUCUGCCGUCCGAGAGUGUAUGAUCUCUGAAGUCUGCGAACGAUGUGCUUCGUUUCAUCGAGAAGUGGAAGCGGAUGCCGUCUCUCUCAGGAUAUUAUCCAACUCGGGCAUCGAUCCGAGGCUGGCGCUCGGUCUCUGGACAGAUCUGGCCAAACUUCAAUCCUCAGACCCUAAAGAGACCGUCAAACGAGUGAGCAAACUUCGAUCGGAGCUCCAGAGAUGGGGCGCCCAAGUCUAG
Messenger RNA from Mixia osmundae IAM 14324, 1389 nucleotides. RefSeq lists its product as uncharacterized. The transcript has 3 exons. The coding region runs from base 1 to 1389 and encodes 462 amino acids. Gene Ontology annotation, molecular function: metalloendopeptidase activity. The record is from RefSeq and is a predicted model, not a curated record. Gene Ontology annotation, biological process: protein quality control for misfolded or incompletely synthesized proteins; mitochondrial protein processing. Gene Ontology annotation, cellular component: mitochondrial inner membrane. NCBI's taxonomy places the organism in Eukaryota, Fungi, Basidiomycota, Mixiomycetes, Mixiales, Mixiaceae.